CAUAGCAGCGUUGCUAAGGACGGGUGACGGAAGUUCCUGUUUUGAAUUGAAGGGUCGUCAAAAUGGCGCUGUUGUUGAGAUCUUUGGUCCAGCGGAGCGCAGCUGUAUCGUCCGGGUCCCAGAGUUGUCUCCUCUACAGACAUGCUGUUGCCAUGGGAACAAAUGCCAAAGAGCAAAUGCAGAAAUUGACGGAUAAAAACAGCCGCUUGGCCAGACCGCUGUCUCCCCAUAUCACCAUCUACAGCUGGUCAGUUCCAAUGAUGAUGUCAAUAACUCACAGAGGGACGGGGGUCGGUCUGAGUGCAGGUGUCGCUGUGUUUGCUGUCUCGGCGCUGGUUCUGCCAGGAGACUUUGCCUCCUAUCUCAAUCUGAUCCAGUCCCUGUCUCUCGGUCCGGCUCUUAUUUGCACUGCCAAGUUUGGGCUGGCGUUCCCCGUGGCGUUCCACUCCUUCAACGGGAUCCGCCAUCUGAUGUGGGACCUGGGGAAAGGCUUUCGCAUGCCUGAGGUGUACAGAUCGGGCUACGCAGUCAUCGCCCUGUCUGUCCUGUCAGCCAUCGCACUGGCAGCGCUGUAGAGCACAAAACAUGAAGACUCACACACACACACACACACACACACACACACACACACACACACACACACACCGUCAUCGCUCUGUCUGUCCUGUCAGCGAUUGCACUGGCAGCGCUGUAGAGCAUGAAACAUGAAGACACACACACACGCACGCACACACACACACACACACACACACACACCUCAUCCAUCCAUCCUGUCUACUUCAGGCUCUUUGUUUUUGGUCACAAUGUCCCUGUUAAAGUUAUUUUGAGCCGACUCUCUGAAAAGUUAAAGAAGAUCACUUUUUUUUUUCUCUUCUGUGACUUGAAUGAGGUGUGUGUAUCUAUCUAUCUAUCUCGAUCUAUCUCUCGCUCUCUAUCUCUCGCUCUCUAUCUCUCGCUCUCUAUCUCUCGCUCUCUAUCUCUCGCUCUCUAUCUCUCGCUCUCUAUCUCUCGCUCUCUAUCUCUCGCUCUUUGUCUCUCUCGCUCUCUGUCUCUGUCUCUCUGUCUCUCUCUCUCUGUCUUUCUUUCUCUCUCUCUCUCUCCCCCUCUCUAUCUAUCUAUAAUCAGUUUUGAGGGCUGAUUUGAGGGCUGUUGUAAAGCUGAAAUGCUCCCACCCUCACUACCUAUAAUACUGUAGCUGUGGUUUUGUCUCAUUGAUGAUGAGUUUAAAUCAUUAUUAAUGAAACCAGUUGCGGAAGAAAAAAAAAAAUCGAAAUCAACACUUUUUUUUUUUUUUUUUUUAAAUAUACACAGGAGUCGGAUCAGAAUUAGCUUGCAAAGGGACAUCGCGUGAUCCUAAACAAAACGAUUGUGCGUACGUCAUUAAACGGUUGAUCGCUUCAGACGCAUUUUGUGUUUAAUUUCAGUCCUGCGUUUUAUUUUCUUUUGUCGAGUUGAAGAAUGCCAAACCAAGUGACGUCAUUUCGAACUCCUUUAUUCAGUACACACAUGAGAACAACACACGCACACAAAAAUACAUAUCUUUUGUUAAGUGGGACUUUGAGAUUUUUUUUAACCAUGUAAGUAAGUCUCUCUGGAGAAAAAAAAAAGAAACCGGAUGUAGCCCCUCCCGCUUCGUCACGUGAUCCGCUAGAGGAGACCGGAGAGAAACUCGCUCGAUCUCCGUCUGUCUUACUAAAGACAUCUGAAGCUGUUAACGCUCAACAGAAAAAAAUGUGUUCUAGAUUGUAUUUUGGUCUGCCUGCGUCUUUAUAACCUAAGCACUUGUGAACCAAUUCUGAUGAUUAUAAUAAAAGUAUAAUGCAGUAGA
This is a messenger RNA of Acipenser ruthenus (sterlet), 1828 nucleotides long. Its product is annotated as succinate dehydrogenase cytochrome b560 subunit, mitochondrial. Bases 63 to 575 code for a protein of 170 amino acids. Gene Ontology annotation, cellular component: membrane. Gene Ontology annotation, molecular function: succinate dehydrogenase activity; electron transfer activity. The transcript has 6 exons. Gene Ontology annotation, biological process: tricarboxylic acid cycle; mitochondrial electron transport, succinate to ubiquinone. Lineage: Eukaryota; Metazoa; Chordata; Actinopteri; Acipenseriformes; Acipenseridae. The record is from RefSeq and is a predicted model, not a curated record.